Messenger RNA from Syzygium oleosum, 1000 nucleotides. RefSeq lists its product as uncharacterized. Lineage: Eukaryota; Viridiplantae; Streptophyta; Magnoliopsida; Myrtales; Myrtaceae. The record is from RefSeq and is a predicted model, not a curated record. The transcript has a single exon. Bases 167 to 673 code for a protein of 168 amino acids.
GAAGAGGAGAAGAGGGGGGUUUUAAGGAGGUUUUACGCAAAUCCACUCUUUUCUUCAACGACGACUCCAAGCUCCGAACCCGAAAUCCUCCUUCUUCUUCAUCUCUGCCGCUCUCGCCGCUUCAUCUCCGAUCAGAAUCUCCGAUCUUCCUCCUCCUCCGAAAUCCAUGUCCGCCGCCGCCGCUCCUCCAGGACCCCCGAGCUCCGAUCCGUCGGCCCAUCCUCCGGAUCCCUCCCCAGUCGGGACGAAAACCCUAGAGAGCCACGGUUCCGACGAGAAGCCGGGCUCGGACCGGGUCGAGGCGGAUGCCGGAGGCGGCGGAGGAGAGGCGGCGGAGGAGGAGGAAGGGGAGUGCGGGUUUUGCCUCUUCAUGAAGGCCGGCGGUUGCAGGGACGCGUUCGUCGACUGGGAGAAGUGCAUCGAGGAGGCGGAGAAGAGCAAGGAGGACAUCGUGGACAAGUGCUACCAGGCGACCGCCGCCCUCAAGAAGUGCAUGGAGGCUCACCCCGACUACUACGAGCCGAUACUGCGCGCCGAGAAGGCGGCGGAGGAGGAGGCCGUGAAGGAAUUGGAGAGGGAGGCCGCGGCCAAGGACGCGGGGCGGAGCUCGAGCGCGAGCGCGGAGCCUGCAUCCGGGGAGCGAACCGAGACCUUGGAAGUCGCGAAUGAGUGAUCGGGUUUCGAAGGGAUUGGUGACGUUCAGGCAAUUUUUCGCUUUUUAAUCUUUUGAUUACUGAGAGCAAAAUGGCGGUUUGUGUCGGCUAAUUAUGCUGAUUUUUCGGAAAAUUUCCGAGGAUAAUGGAGGCAAUUUUUAUGUGAGGAAUACAAAUUGAACUUAUGUUACUGCCAUCUAGUUAAAUUAAAGGAAUAGUUUUCGAGAUGGGAGAGAUGGAAAGUCUCGGCAUUUCGUCUCGCCGGUGUUGUCACAAUAAGUGUACUCUGACAUUGACUUCGAGAUUUAAGCUCAGUUCAGACUAAUGGCUACAAAUUUGUUCCUAAA